Molecule: messenger RNA, 762 nt
Organism: Chanos chanos (milkfish)
Lineage: Eukaryota; Metazoa; Chordata; Actinopteri; Gonorynchiformes; Chanidae
Gene: myoz3a
Product: myozenin 3a
Exons: 5
Coding region: 1-762 (253 amino acids)
Cellular component (GO): actin cytoskeleton; Z disc
Molecular function (GO): telethonin binding; actin binding; FATZ binding
Source: RefSeq, a predicted model, not a curated record
AUGCAGAUGGCACAUGACAGUGUAAUCAAACAGAGACGGCAGCAGGCCCUGACACUAAGCAAAGAGGCCCGAGGAGAGGGGCUGGAUUUGGGGAAGAAAAUCAGUGUGCCAAAGGAUGUGAUGAUGGAGGAAUUGCACCUGACAACAAACAGAGGUUCCAGAAUGUUCCUUGAGAGACAGCGUAGAGUGGACAGAUUCACCGUGGAAAAGUCAGCAGGCGACUCUACUGUAAUAUAUGAAAACCUGGACCAACACCACGACCAGAACCAGACAAUGCUUGAAACACAAGCAGGCAAAGAGAAUGUGGGCUAUCUCAUGCCUGGAAAACACAGUCUGGUGACAACACUGAGGAAAACAGUGGCUAAGAAAGGCAGUCCCAAUGUGCUUGCUCCAGGUUACUCUGGGCCAUUGAAGGAAAUUCCAUGUGAGAAAUUCAACAUCACAGUGAUUCCAAAGUCUUACUGCUCACCGUGGAGGGAAGCCCUGGGAGGCGAUGAAGAGCUUCUGUCUUCUCUCAAUGCCCAGUUACCUGAGCCCUCACAGAAACUACAACCUGCAAGCUACAGAUGCUUCAACAGAGCUGCCAUACCCUUUGGAGGUCCUAUGCACAGUAAGAGGGUGAUCCCGAUCAUUGGCUUUGAGGUUCUGGACACUCAGAAUCAGCCCGAAUUUACUCCGGAUCGCAUGUCUCACCGGCCCAACUUCAACAGAGCGCCCCGGGGCUGGGGCUCCAGCUUCUGCCCCGAGUCCAAUGACCUGUGA